CUCGUAAGAGACAAAUUCAUCAGAAGAAGAAGAAGAAGACAUCAUUUAGUACUUAUGACUCAUCACUUUCCUAUUUAUUCAAGCAGCAGGCCAGUUGGCAUCGACACACGGCAACAGCAGAUCGCCUCACCUCCAUGUUAUGGCAACAGCAGCUUGGAUUAAUGCUUAAUCUCGCUUUAGAAAAAGGUCCAAGUCUUGUCUUUCACACAGAGGAACUGUGAAGGUCAGAGCACUUCAGAAACACAUGAGCAUGAGGAGGUUUUUCAGAUCACAGCGGGACGAGGACUACAGUCAGAUCCAGUAUCUGACGGCCAAGUGCACGCGCCUGGCUCACGACAAAGCCCUUCUCGACAGGGAGUUUCUCUUGUCCAGAGAGCGGGAGAGGAAGCUGCAGAAUGACCUCAGCACCGUGACCUCGCGUCUCGUCCACCAGGAGCAGCUGAACAUGGAGCUGAGGAUGACGCAGGGGCAGCUCACCAGCGUGAUCCAGCAGCAACAGGACCUGGUGGUGUCGCUGCAACACCGCGUGGUCCUGCUGGUGGAGGAGAGUUCCUGCGACGCGGAGCUGCUGCGACAGGUCGGUUCAGAGCUGUUCUGUCUCCAGAGCUCCGAGGUCAAGCUGGAGGGCCUGGUGGACGAGCUCAACGCUGAGGCACAGCACAGAGCGGCCGUGGCAGAGAGCCUCCAAGUGGAGCUGCACGCUGAGGCCCAGCAUAGGGCGGAGCUGACAGAGGGCCUCCAGGCAGAGCUCCACAGGAAGACAUCGGAGCUGGAGGAGCUGGAGGUCAUCAACAAAACUCUGACAGACGAGUUGAAGGAUUUAAGUAAUGCGCAUCAGAAAGAGGUGAGGGCGCUGCAGCAGGAGAACGAAGGAAGCCUGAGGAAACUGCAAGAGAUGGCGGAGCAGUUUGAGUGGCUGUGUCAGCAACAGCGCUGCUGGAUGUGCUGCGUCAAGAGGUUCAAAGACUCUCUGAUGGAGGAGAGAGACGCUCUGCUGCAGCAGGUCAACAUGCUGGAAAAGGAAGCUGAGAAACUGAGGACGAGCUCUCAUGGCGAUGGUCCCAACCAGAGCCUCCGCUGCCCCCUGCAGGACACAGAGCGCUGUGACGGGUAA
This is a messenger RNA of Solea solea (common sole), 1114 nucleotides long. Its product is annotated as NF-kappa-B essential modulator. Lineage: Eukaryota; Metazoa; Chordata; Actinopteri; Pleuronectiformes; Soleidae. The record is from RefSeq and is a predicted model, not a curated record. The coding region runs from base 245 to 1114 and encodes 289 amino acids. The transcript is spliced from 7 exons.